Messenger RNA from Triticum turgidum subsp. durum (durum wheat), 945 nucleotides. NCBI's taxonomy places the organism in Eukaryota, Viridiplantae, Streptophyta, Magnoliopsida, Poales, Poaceae. The record is from the annotation of a GenBank genome assembly.
AUGGAGCCCGCGGAGAUGGACCGCAUCGCCGCCCGGCUCUCCGCCGUGGAUGGCCUCUACUUCCCCACGGCCUUCCUCCGCGCCUCGCCGCCGCCGCCGGCGCGCAAGUCGGCCCUCCUCGACCUCCUCUCCCGCGACGCCCCGCUCUUCCUCGAGCGGUACGGCGCCGCGCUGCGCCCGGACGAGCUGGCCCCCUUCGACGCGCUCCGGGACGACUACGAGGUGGGGUGGCACCUCCGCCGCGUCCGCGCCGCGGCCGCCGGGGAGACCCCCGCCCCCGCGCGCGUGCGCAACCGGCGCCGCGCCUACCUCCACCGCCUGGUGACCCAGGGGGACUACUUCUCCGAGGAGGCGAUGCGGGAGCGGGAGCCGUACCUGCACCACGAGUACCUCGGCAGGUUCCAGGACCCCUUCGGGCGGGCCAUGGUGCGGCCCGGGGAGAAGUUCUCCGAGACGCUGAUGCGGCGGGCAGAGGAGGCCGUCAUCGUGGAGAAGAUCCGCGGGGAGCAGAUCAGGAGGGGUGUUGACCCCAGCGAGUGGGUCGGCGGUCCCGUUGAGCGACCGGUGAUGGGGCAGGAGGAGGAGGAGGAGGAGGAGGAGGAGGAGGAGGAAGAGGAAGAGGAAGAAGAGGAUGAAGAGAACAUCGGCAUGGAGGAGAACACCGAGAAUCUUAGUUCGACUGAGGUGGUUGCACACGACGAUAACGGUGGUUGCCCCAACGAGACUGCAGCCCCCCCUGCAGGGACUUUCAAGCCAAUAUUAUCCCCUGAGGAGAUGGAGGAUCAGCUGGAGCAGUUCACCUCGGUGAUGCAGGAGAAGUUCCUGUCAGGCCAGGACUCGGAGCACAUGGAUUACCCCCAGAUCGACAACGACGAGAUGCUGGACGACCACUGGUCCAGGGAGGCCAACUACGACGCAGAGGACAAGUACUUCAACGAAGAUUAG